Molecule: messenger RNA, 3245 nt
Organism: Leptopilina boulardi
Lineage: Eukaryota; Metazoa; Arthropoda; Insecta; Hymenoptera; Figitidae
Exons: 2
Coding region: 418-1755 (445 amino acids)
Source: RefSeq, a predicted model, not a curated record
UUUUAAAUUAAAAUUCAUUUAUUUGAUAUUAUUAAUAUUUUAAUUAAUAAUUAAAUAAAUUAAUAAAUCAGUUCACUGACUUUCGUUCUAAAAGUGGUUGCGAUUAAAUUUUUAAAAAAUCUACUUUUAAUAUAAUUGUGAAACUCGAUGAUUUUCUGAGUUCAUUAACCAUAAAAUUGUGGUAAAAAUUUUAUUCCCUUUAAAAAUAUUAAUUGUAUUUCGCUGCCUCGUCCUCAAGAUCAAAUUAGGUAGUUGCGUUAGUAACCGUUUGUUCUGCCACAGUAUUUCAAAUUAUAAAGUUUUUUAGCGCUACUCUUAGGUGUCGCUCCUAUCUCUUCCGGUUCCUGUCAUUACGUUUUUCUGUGCGUUCUGAACCACAUCGUGGCGUAUAAAAAACAGUUAAAAAUCAGUUUAAAAAUGGGUAGAAAAGGAAAUUCUACAGAUAAACUCUUACAAAAGAUUAAAAAAUUAAAGAAAGAAAUUAAGAAGAAGGGAAAAAGAAGUAAGAAAAGAAAUUCUUCAUCUGAAACAAGCCAUUCUAGUUCCAGCUCAUCGAACAGCAGAACAUCACAUCGAUCCCGAUCGCGUAGUUCUAUCCGCGACUCUAGGUCGAGAGGUAGAUCACGCAAUAGAUCGGAAAAGAAAAAGAAUCCGAGCAAUGAGAGAUCCCGAAGAGGCUCAUCCGAAGACUCGUAUACACCAAGAAAAAAUCCACGAGGUAUGUCCCGCGGCCAUGACAGUCCAUUGGAAGAGCACAGUCACAGCGGAAGGCAUAACCCGAGAGAUUGGAUAAGAAGGUAUGUCGCUCAGCCAGAGAAUGAGGAGGAAUAUAGCUACCGAGACUCGGAAAACUCACCACAUUCUCCUUUACACGAUCCGGAGGAUCCAGAGCGGAAUAACCUGCAAUCGACAGGUAAAAAAGAUGGCGCGCCCUCACAAGAAAAGAAUGAUAGUCAACAGUCGGUAAAGAAGGUCACGGAUAUGGACGAAGCGGAUUUAGUUCAGUUAGGGGGCGACCCCUUCGCCAAUGUCAAGCUCAGUGGACCAAUAAACAAAACAUUAGCGACAGUGUGGCAAAAAAUUAUGCAGAUCGGUCUAUCAAAAGAAAUUCGUAAGGAAUUGAUCGAAAAACAUCCUCCGGCUGAAAAUUGCAAUAUGAUGGCAGCCCCUACAUUAAAUGCAGAAAUUAAGAAUAUUAUUGGUCAGACAGGAGUAAAAAAGGACCAAUUUCAGAUAGCUUCACAAAAUCAGCUGGGAGCAGCUAUAAGUUCCUUAGGUACAGCUGUAAGUAAACUUUUAAAUUUUCAACUGUCAGACAAUAAAUCAGACUCGAAAAAUCAUUCGAUAAGCGAAAUACUGACUCUUCUCAGCGAUUCAGGAAAACUCUUAACAGACCUGCACCAUGAAAUAUCUCUAACCAGAAGGAAUUUCAUCUCUUCUGGCAGAGACUCAAAAUUAAAAAUUGUUGCUGAAAACUCGCCGGUUGACAAUUCUCUAUUUGGAGAAAACUUUCCUGAACAAUUUAAAGCUGCAAGGGAAGUCGAGAAAGUCGGUAAAGAGCUGACUAAAAUAACAAAAACAGAUAAAAGAAAGCCAUAUCAUCAGCCAUAUCACCAGCCCUCUCGCUCACGACAAACCGCACCCAGAACUGGUGAUUUAAACUGGAAGGGCCCUCCCAAGAAGAGUUACUCGAACCACAGACGGGGAGGGCCGCAUCCAUCUCGAACAACUCGCAACCCGCAACCGAGGAACUGAAGGAAAAUACACCCUCUACACGAGACGCUUACCCUGGUGGUGGCACGCUUAUCAGGGAAGCGUUCAUGAAAAGAGGAGCAUCCGAAGAAGCAGCCAAUGUAAUGUUAGCCUCAAUCACCGAAGGAACGUUGAGACAAUAUGAGAAGCCGAUUAAACUCUGGUGGAAGUACACUCAAGAAAACACCAUCUCUUUCCAUCAGUGUUCAACAUCAGCGGCAUUAGACUUCUUUACACAAAUUUUCCACUCAGAUAUCUCAUACAGCACACUAAAUAUUUAUAGAGCAGCUGUAUCCCUCCUUACGGGCAAUGAGCUAGGGAAGGACAGCUCAGUCUCGAGGUACUUUAAAGGAGUCUCGUCAAUAAAACCACCUAAGUCAAAAUACGAGGAGACCUGGGAUCCUCAAGUGGUUUUAACUUACCUGGAAUCGCUUGGAGAAAACAACAAUCUAUCAUUAGAAAAUUUAACGGAAAAGUUAGCAACUCUAUUAGCGCUAAUAUCCGCGCAAAGAGUUCAAACAUUAGCAUCCAUAAAGUUGCAAAACAUAAAUAUGGAAAUCGAACCUAUCCAAAUCAAAAUUACAUCAAGAAUAAAAACCACAGGUCGCAACAGGUACCAGCCAAUAUUAGAAAUCCCAACAUUUUCGAGCAAUGAAGUACUCUGUGCAGCAACAACCCUCAGGGAAUAUAUCCGCAGAACAUCAGAGUUAAGGACAAAGUCUAGAGAAGAAAAUCUUUUCCUGACCUACAAGAAACCGCAUCAUGCAGCCACCACGCAAAGUUUAAGUAGGUGGAUAAAAAAUAUUCUAAGUAAGAGCGGAAUAGAUACGGAAACUUUUUCUACACAUAGCACUAGACAUGCUGCGACUUCAGCAGCAGCUCGCAAGGGAGUCAAUUUGGAAACAAUUCGUAAAGCAGCUGGAUGGACACCUAAAUCCACGGUAUUCGCAAGGUUUUAUAAUCGUCCAAUUGCAAAAGAAUCAUCUUUUUCAGCGGCAAUUUUGAGAAAAAAUUAAAAAAUACUUUGUUUCUAUUUUACUAUUAUCAUUCUUAUAUUUUUAUAUAUAUACUCUUCUCAUCAUCAUUCGUUCAAUUAAAAUACAACUAUAGGUAUUAACUAAUUUGUACUUGUAAUGAAAGUAAAUAUAUUUACCACAUUACAAAAACAGAACGACGUAAAUCACUUCUAACUCUGAAUAUCUACCUAAUUUGAUCUUGAGGACGAGGCAGCGAAAUACAAUUAAUAAAUUGAACGAACUUACCUAAAGUGAAGUUCAAUUGUAAUUGUAUGAGCUGCCUCGUCCGAAAAGAUCAAACCCUCCCGGCCCUUAACUCCUGACGAAGCCCAAAAAUGUAUUACGUGAUUUACUCCAGACUUUAAAAUGUAAUGACAGGAACCGGAAGAGAUAGGAGCGACACCUAAGAGUAGCGCUAAAAAACUUUAUAAUUUGAAAUACUGUGGCAGAACAAACGGUUACUAACGCAACUACCUA